UGGCUGUGGCUGAGUCUGGCGUCUGAACUGCGGCGACACGCUCCUCGCUGGAUGCUUGGGACAAGCUGACGACUGGGAGCUGCUAGCUUUCAGCAGAGCUCCGCUCAUAAUUGGGACCUUGUCUUCUGACUUCGGGCUUCAUUCUUUUUCGUUUUGGAUGGAGCGCUUGUGAUUCUGCUAAUUCACUCCUACAUACCAAAGGCUGGAGAGUUGACCCUGGUCAAUGUACAUAGCACUUACUUCAACUCCACCAGAAAUGAAUGCCAACAGCAUGCCUAAACAAGUGGAGGUGAGGAUGCACGAGAGUCACCUGGAGCCCAUUGAGGCCAGGCCUCAGUCCAAAUGUGCCAAAAUCUGCUCCAAGAUGUUCAAGAACCUUCUGCUCACGCUCACUGUUCUGGGUGUGAUCUUGGGAGCUGUAGCAGGGAUGUUGCUUCGUGUCGCUUCCCCGAUCCACCCAGAUAUCGUCAUGGUGAUUGCUUUUCCUGGAGACAUCCUGAUGAGGAUGCUGAAGAUGCUGAUUCUGCCACUCAUCAUUUCCAGUUUAAUCACAGGUCUGUCUGGUUUGGAUGCCAAAUCUAGUGGUCGUCUGGGCACCAGAGCCAUGGUCUAUUACAUGACAACCACUAUUAUUGCUGCUGUCCUUGGAGUCAUCCUGGUGUUGAUCAUUCACCCUGGCAACCCCAAGCUAAAGGAGAAUCUUGGCGAGGGCGAGAAGAAUGACGACGUGUCAAGCCUGGACGCUUUCUUUGAUCUGAUACGAAACCUGUUCCCAGAGAAUCUGGUGCAGGCGUGUUUCCAACAGAUCCAGACAGUCACAAAGAAGGUGGAAGUUGUCGUUGAGGAGGAACUUAAUGCCACCACUGUAGAGGGGCUGGUGGCUAACAUAACCAAGGAGCCUCAGUUCGUCAUCAAAAAGUCUCUGCAGUUUAAAAGUGGCAUGAAUGUUCUUGGUCUGAUUGGUUUCUUCAUUGCAUUUGGCAUCUGCAUGGGCAAGAUGGGAGAGAAGGCCCGACUCAUGAUUGAAUUCUUCAACAUCCUCAAUGAGAUUGUGAUGAAACUUGUCAUCAUGAUCAUGUGGUACUCUCCAUUCGGUAUCGCUUGCCUCAUUUGUGGUAAGAUCAUCUCCAUCAAGGAUCUGGAGGUUGUGGCCAGGCAGCUGGGAAUGUACAUGAUCACUGUGAUCAUUGGCCUCAUCAUCCAUGGAGCCAUCUUCCUGCCCAGCAUCUACUUUGUUAUUGUCAGGAAAAACCCUUUCACCUUCUUCUUGGGCAUCUUCCAGGCUUGGAUUACUGCUCUGGGGACAGCUUCCAGUGCUGGUACACUGCCUGUUACCUUCCGUUGCCUGGAGGAAAACCUGGGCAUUGACAAGAGAGUCACUCGUUUCGUGCUCCCAGUGGGUGCCACCAUCAACAUGGAUGGAACUGCCUUGUAUGAGGCGGUUGCUGCCAUCUUCAUCGCUCAGAUGAACGGUGUCCACCUUGACCCGGGUCAGAUUGUUACUGUCAGUCUGACAGCCACCCUGGCCAGUAUUGGAGCAGCCAGUAUUCCCAGUGCCGGCCUGGUGACCAUGCUGCUGAUCCUGACGGCUGUGGGCCUGCCGACCCAAGACAUCAGCCUGCUCGUUGCUGUCGACUGGCUGCUGGACCGAUUCAGGACCUCGGUGAACGUGGUGGGUGACUCCUACGGUGCAGGCAUCGUGUACCACAUGUCCAAGGCCGAGCUCGACGAGCUGGACGCGCACGCGGCCAAAUCGGACGACAUCGAGAUGAUGACGAAGACCCAGUCGUAUUACGACGACAUGAAGAACCACCACGAAAACAAUUCAAACCAGUGCGUCUUAACCACCGAAACCACCUCCGCUAGCGCUACCGCUAACAGUUCUAUCGUAGUAGAUGAAUGCAAGGUAACCUCAGCCACUAACGGCUCCGCUGCGGAGUGCACGCUUGUUGAGGAGGAACCAUGGAAACAUGAAUAAUGGCAGCGCAGAGAUCCCCUGCUCCUGGGCUCCACAAGCUUUCUUACCUGGUGAAAAAGAGUGAAUGAAAACAAGUCACACAAACAGAACAACUAAUUGUUUUUUAUGUAGUUUAGUUCUCUGUUUUUAUUAGUCCCUUUAAGAGUUUUUGUAACUGUGUAUCUGACUGAUAUCUAAUACUAAUUCACCUAACCUUGAAGUGAUAACAGAGGUAUGCUGUACCUGUUAGAGCACACGUCCUUUAUACAGUAGCAGAUACUUGCACAACAUACUUCAAGGCUCGGGGAGGGAACGAAGAGUAAAGAACUACAUUAGAUAAGUUAUUCUCAGCAAUACAGUCUGGUUCUACGCUGUAAGACGAGAGGAGACGUGGCUGUAAAAUGUGAAACCCACACUGACUAAUCCUCCACGUUUCAUGCAGGUGAUUCAGGGGGUGAGUGGGACUAAUCGCGACAGGUGUGACGCUGGUAUUGAACCUCCUUGCUUUAGACCCCCGUCAGUGCUAUCACAUAUGUUUUCCCCAAGGCAGCGUAGACUGAUAUUACAAACUAUCCCUAAGGUCCAGCAAGCAGAUGAAAUUUAGGAGGCGGGGGCACAGAGGAAUUAGAAAGCACAACAAACCCAGCGCCGCCAAGCCCACGUUUAUCCCUGCAUUCUUUUUCCUUUGAUGAAAGUUUUAAUUGAAAGUAAAGGGGCAUUCUAAAAUUUGUUAUAGUGAAAUAUAAAACUUUGUGUGUGAUUGUGUGAGGAGAAGAGAGUUGUAGUUAGAGAAGUCGACUAUAGGGACCAAACAGGCAGAAAAUCAAUCAGUUUAAAAAGACCUUUAAACAAAUUUCAUCAUGCAGUUUUAGCAUUAAUCCAUCUAUAAGUAGCUUUUAGUGUCGCGGACUCUGGGCCCGUUCUCCCGUUUUGCCUAAAAACAACUUAAUUAGGAGACAAAACAGAAAUGUUUAUCAUGAGAUUUCCAUAUAGUUAAUAUGGCACACAACUAUAAAGAGCACAAAUUAAGUGAUAGAGCACAAAUAAAGUCAAAAGGCCAAUCAAAUAAUGAAAGCACACACAAUACGGGCGCACAUUGACACUGUCUAAGUAAAAGAAAUUACAGAAACACGCAGGCAGAGACACUCAGGCGCGUAUGUUUACACUGGAAAACUAUUAUAGACCUAAAUGUUUACUCGCUCAUUAUUAGAGCGUUUUGCCUCGACAGCACAGAAUCGACCUUAUAGCGACAGUUCACUGCCACGAUCCCUGAGACCAGUGCCAGGAAAGGGACGCACACGCGACAAGCACACGCAUGUUUAUCUACAUUCCGGCCACUGUGUGAAAGCACAGAUAGAGUUCACCGAGCACCGUAAGCAGAGAGGCAGCGUCAGGUCAGGUGGGUUGUGGGUCUCUAUGGAGAGGCCUGCGUAGCUGACAAGCUAGAAUCCAUAUAGAACUAUACACACACAGCCACCAGAGCUCAAGACUGUUCUACAAACCCUAGAUGCUGCAGUUAUGAACCAUAUCGGCAAUUUAAGAAACCUCAGAGAUAAAAGCAAUGGACACACACAGAAAUGCAUUAUGCAGAAUGUCGCCAACUAUCAGGUAAAAAUAUACUGGCUUCAAAGCGAUCUGCAAACACACACGCACGGACGCACACGUGCACACACACACACACACACACACACAGGCACACGCACGCACACACACACACGCACACACACACACACACACUGGCUGUUGAUCUUUGUUAGCCUGCGUGGGUGAGAGGAGAGAUUCCCGUGUUGUGGGGAUGGGUUGGAUUUCUGUGUCAGUGUUACAUGUACGUCCUUCUCUCCGGUCGUGUUCCUCUUCACAUCGUUCGUUGCCUUGAAGACGCUCUCUUCAAACAAAUGCCCACGCCGCGCACCGCUUCAGAGUAACGCUAGGGGACCUAACCAGACACGUAGUGCAGCGCUCUGUCCUUUAGUUGCCGAGAACCGCUCUCUGGCUUUGCUUUUCUGAGACGACCACACAGUUGGUGUCCUGCUGUACAACACACACACACACACACACACACACACACACACACACACACACACACACACACACACACACACACACACACACACACACUUUCUCUGCUUACACUUACACCUUGAAGGUCACGACAUUUAUACCGGAUCAGGCCCUUUAAGCCUCAUCUAUUGACCAUGUGAUCUUCAGGAUUAAAAAAAGAACAAACAAACAAAAAAAACCAACAUCUCCAGUAUGGACACCAUGCAGAUUACAGUCUCACCGAUGGGGAUUGAGUGUUGGACCACUAUUAUGUUCAAACACACGGUUUUUGAAGCAUGAGUAAAAUAAAAUGACAAUUAUUUUUUGCACCACUAUCUUAAAAGCAUGAUAUUUUGAAGUGCCUCCUUGCACUUUGUGUAUAUAUUGUAGGUAACAGAUGUUUUUUUUUUUGGUUGCUUGUUUUGUUGUUCUUUUGGGGGGCAUUGAAUAGGUGCGACUUUAGUUCCAUUACUGUGACAUUUUCAAUGUAAUACACUAGAGAAAAAAAAUAUCAUCUAUGUCCUGAGUAAAAUUAGAUUAGACAAAAUGUAUAGAGAAGAACUUGUGUAAUAAAUUGCUUGUUUUUUAUUCUCUAAUAGCUUGUUAACUAGUCAUUUACUUACCUGUCACAAACCAAUAUAUAAAUAUCUUUCUUUUUGUAUCUAAUGUAAGCGUUUUGAAUGUUCGUUCCAUGGAGAUAUAAGCAGUUCAUUCAUUUCCAGUGUACAUAAAUAAAUAUAUAAUUGUUCUGUUCAGUGGGUGAUGCAGAAGUCCGGAAAUUAGAGUGAUCCUGAAGCCAACAUUGUUUGCAUGACGAAGAAAGGAAUAUAGGGAGGGAAACAGAGAGAGCGAGAGAGCGAGGGGAAGUUACGUGUUUGACCGAGAGGGGCCAACGUGAGUUGUUACACAUUGUUGGAAUAACGGUGUUCAGUAAAGAUGAACACGCUGGAAAAUAUGUCAACACCCUGAGUGUAGGACAGAGUGAAGAAUGCAACAGCCCAGUUGAUUUCAGUGAGAGGGAAACACAUAGAAUGCACUCAAAUGCCUGUUUUAGUAUCAAGCGACGUUCCUCAGGUGACUCAUCUGAACCAUUUUGUGUUUCCGCGCCGGCUUUAGUCUCAGGCCUCUUUGUUUACCUGGUGGGUCUGACGCUGCAGAUCUCUCGAGACCUUUAGAUCCCGUGCUCGCUCGUCCACAUGACACAUGUUGACCCGUUCGACCUAACUCUGUCGCCGCCGCGGAGGAUCACGACACCCCCCUCAGUCCUGCCUUUUAUUUGCCUACCACACAGAAUCUAUAUGCACCAACACCUGGAACGGGCUUUGUAGUAGGAAGCGCUACAUGCAAAGCGCGCUGACGCGGCGUUUCUACCCCGAAACAGCUGAGAACCUGCCUCACUUCUGCCUACGACGUUACAACAUGCUUUCUGGAUAUCACUCUAGGCGCCCUCUGUGCAAAGCUGUUGUCAUCUUCAUAUAAAGGCAGAGUGUGUUUGUGUGGUGGGGUGGGGGGAUAAAACACAUGAAUUCCCUCCUUGAUCUAUGGUAUACAUAAGAAAAUCUGUUUCUACAUAUCAAUAAGUGUUGUACCUUUGGUGUACAUAUACAAAUAUAACUAAUAAAUGUUGAUUCAUAACUAAA
Messenger RNA from Betta splendens (Siamese fighting fish), 5637 nucleotides. RefSeq names its product solute carrier family 1 member 2b (gene slc1a2b). The record is from RefSeq and is a predicted model, not a curated record. Gene Ontology annotation, molecular function: L-glutamate transmembrane transporter activity; neutral L-amino acid transmembrane transporter activity; glutamate:sodium symporter activity. Lineage: Eukaryota; Metazoa; Chordata; Actinopteri; Anabantiformes; Osphronemidae. Gene Ontology annotation, cellular component: plasma membrane. The coding region runs from base 224 to 1978 and encodes 584 amino acids. Gene Ontology annotation, biological process: L-glutamate transmembrane transport. The transcript has 11 exons.